CGACGUUGACUUUCGUUGACGCAACGGCCACAGGUGUCGCUGUUAACAAGCAUUUCUGAAAGUUACAAACAGUCCCUUUAAGGGUAUGACUGAAAACACCAUAACAAGGAAACUGACUGUAAAUUCCAAAUAAAUGGUGAAAAAAAAAAAAAAAAAUGGUGCGUUUUCCCCUUGAAAAAAAUCAGCAACAAGUAAGUAGAGGUGAGCUGGUGAGCUACAGGCAAGGUGCAACAGCCUUCACCUUCAGCAUCAUCCCCCUACACACACACACACACACGCACAGGUUGAAGGAUGGAUCGGAGAGGAAGAGGAGGAGGAGGAGGAGGAGGAGGAGGCAUCCAGUCGCAUCCAGAGGUCCACAGAGGAGAGAAGAAGAUGCUCUGCGCGGCAGAUCACAUAUCUAUGUUCUAAUGAUGAAACAUGACGACUUCACACCGACUACCGGCCAGAUGCCUCGCACAUAUUAUUAGCGGUUUCCCUCCGUUUCCGUUGCAGUAUGACCUGUCCGGUGCUACGUGCGUCUCGGUGCCCAUCAGGAGCAGCGCACCGUGUUGCGUCCGUGUGUCAACUCAGAAGAAGAAAUGCCAUCUCACCUCCUCACUGAUGAUCUCUCCUCUCCUCCUCGUGUUAGAUCUUUAUUCCUCAGCAGGUCUGAACGCGUCUCUGAUUGAAUGGCUGUCAUGACUUGUGCCCUCAGGAGCGUGAAGCUGCCAAUGCAGGAGGAAAAUGUGGUGUUUAUGCGUCCUUUCAAAAGCUCUCAGUGAUUAAUUAGACUGAGGAUCUCUGUGAAAAUCUGCUGAUUAAACAAUGGGAAGACCUUCAGAUCAUCGACAUAAAGGACAAAGUCGUUUCCUGGCUGUGAAUUUAUUGAAACAUUGCCAUGGGGAAGAGUUUGGACUGAAACACGGAGAGAUCUGAUACCACAGUUGGAAGAGAGAGAGCCUUGAGGUGAAGACAUGGUCAUCACUGAUAGAAACACCGGCACCCCUGUACCUAAAAAGGAGUCCCAGAAGAAGACGAGGAGGACGUCUCGCCCUCAUGGCCUGCCCUCUCCGGCGCUCUGCUGUGCCUGUGGCCUAUGCAUCAUGCUGGCUGGACUCAACAUCACCCUGGUGGGAGCAUUCGCCUUCAGCACGCUGGUGCCUUCAGCCAACCCCCCGAUCAUCAUCGGACCCAUCCUGCUGCUGGUGGCCUUCUCCUUUUUCGGGGCCUGUUGCGUGUGCAGCCGCCUCCCCCCUCCGCACAGCUCACGGAGGUCAAAGGUGGGCGGCAGGGGUGCGGGGCUGAUGGGACAUGGCGGGCUGGCCGGCGGGGCGGCGUUUGAAAUAGAGACCAGCGAGCACACGCUGCAGGAUACUACAGCUGUGCAGCUCAGCCCCACGUCCUCCCGCGGGUCAUCCCAGGUGUCCAGCCCAGAAAAGGAGGCUCCCGACGCGGCCCUACCAGGACCCUGCAAGCUCUUCACCAUGGAGACCAACGGCCCUUCUUCUGUUUCCGCCACCGCCGUCUACUCAGCCUCCAUGGCAGCAGAAGGCGAGGUGAGGCUCAACCUGCCACGUGAAGAAGUGGUCGCCUAGCAGAGCAGAAACUCUUCCAAGGCCGGAGUGCUGCCAGUGUACAUAUCCUUCUGGGUCGAAGGGCUUGCUGAGUGUGAUUGUGUCCUAUAGUUUACGUAGUGCCAUAUCUCUGGUUGUGUGCUUUUGAUUUUCUUGCUGUGCAGCCAACUGGUAAUUAGCAUGCAAAGUUAAUGAAACAUCCAAGUGAUUGUGGAUCAUACUUUUUGGAAUUCAAAUUCCUACCUCUCUUGUGCUGUUUUUUCUUCCUACAGGUCUUUGUUUUUUUUAACGUGGGGCAUUAUGAACAGUUUCCAUGUAGAAAUCAAAUAUCUUUCACUGCUACUCACCUGUCAGCAGUGAUUUCAGAGAGAUGGAGUGAAAAAACACGAUUGUUGAUUUGUUCUGAAAACGUCAAGAUUAGAUGUUAAAGGUCAACUGUGAACUGUACCGAUGCGUUUGUUGUGACAUUUGGCAUUUUGUGUGCCGUUCUCAGAGCUGGACUUGUUUUGGGGACAUGCGAUAUUAUAGGUCACAGGAGUCCCAAAGCAAUAUGCUCUCACCUGAGAUUAAAUUCUCUGCAUUUUUACUUAUUUCACAAGUAAGAUUACUACUUGUCUACAGCCAAUACAUUUAUAAUGAAUAACGGUGCAUACAGAACAUUGUAUUACAGUAUAUUUGAGGGCUGCAACUAAUGAUUAUUUUCAUUGUCGAUUAUUUUCUCAAUUAAUUGAUUAGUUGUUUGGCCUAUAAAAUGUCAGAAAACGUGUUUCCCAAAGCCCAA
This is a messenger RNA of Sebastes umbrosus (honeycomb rockfish), 2337 nucleotides long. Its product is annotated as transmembrane protein 275. NCBI's taxonomy places the organism in Eukaryota, Metazoa, Chordata, Actinopteri, Perciformes, Sebastidae. The transcript has 2 exons. The coding region runs from base 957 to 1577 and encodes 206 amino acids. The record is from RefSeq and is a predicted model, not a curated record.